GCCCCAGGUAGGUUGACUCCAUUGGCCCCUUGCCUGGCAGACGCCGGCUCAAGUGCUCCAAAUGGCAAGCUGCCGGGGCCUUCGUAUGAACUGCUACCUUACUAUUAUUGCACCUGCGCAUUCGCACCCCCAAAAAGCGCAGAUAGUGGCUAUUGCAUUGCACGCUCAUCGGCUCGUCGGCCGUGAGGGUUGCCCUGUGGCGUGUCCAUGUAGGCAAUUAACCAUGCGUACCUACUGAAGAAAAUUGCGUGGCACAGUCGAUCUCCAACAGCACGGCGGUGUAGCCACUGACCGGGUCUAAGCGGGCCAUUUCGCUGAGGUGCUCACAUGCCCGCCAGUACCCAGUACAAUUCGUGGAAAAGAGCAGCGUUAUCGGUUGGGCCCGGAAGGGUUUGGCUUGCGCGCCUUACAACCCACCGAAGCAGCAGAUAGCGUGGUGCACGCACACCGUACACACCAGUAACUGUCGCUCACACCCAAGAGAAUUGUCACGCCAUAUCACCAGCACGUCGGCCUUCCGCGAUAUCUCCCAUCACGCUCUCCAUCACCAGUAAACCCUCGUAGCCAUCGAGAAUGUCGACCACGGUAGUCCGAUCUCCAAGCAGUGCGGGGUCUGCAAAGGCAGCUUCGCUUCACGACUCUGCCAGAGACUCGGGCUCUCCGGAGCCCCAAAACCCUCUUGAUGGCUUCGGCAGCCUCGUGGAGAAGAUCGAAAGCAUCCUGGGUACCGGCGAGAGGAUCCGUAGUGAAGAGGUCGACAUCGAUGCUCUGAUGGCGGCGAUGGAGGCUUACACCUCCGACGAGUCCGAGUGGUCGCAGUACGCAUUCGCAGAUGCACAGAAAAAAUACACCAGGAAUCUGGUCUCAGCAGGAAACCAUCUAGGAAAUCUUCUGGUCCUUGUGUGGACACCAGGUGAAGACCAAACUUCUCCCGUCCACGACCAUGCAGAUGCGCAUUGUGUAAUGAAGAUACUGAAGGGCUCUUUGACCGAAACGCUCUAUGGAUAUCCUUGUGAAGCAACAUGCACACCACCCACGAUGGAGGUUGAUAAUGAUGCACCGAGCUCAGGUAGUUCUACCGGCCACAAGUGCUGUCAUAGCCGUCGCGACCCCUCUGCUCAAUCGACAUCGACAACGACCGCCUCCUCAGAGCUGCCGGUGAAGAAAAAGACAACAUAUACCCGAGAUCAAGUCACUUAUAUUUCUGAUCGUCUCGGUCUGCACUCGGUUGGCAAUAGUCUGGGUGAAAACGACUUUGCCGUCAGCUUGCAUCUCUACACUCCUCCAAAUGCUGCCACAUUUGGCUGUUCGACCUAUGAUCCAGUGACUGGCAAAAAGUCUGCAGAGAAGCACAAGAUGAACCACUUUUAUUCCGAGUUUGGCGUGAAAAUGUCAGAUUAAGAAGCAAAAAAAGAUAUCUGAGCAUCCAUCAAUGCUUGCAAGCAUGAUAUGGAAUGCCGUGUGGGGGCGGCGGGCCACAAGAAGGGCGUUGACAUGGGGUUAUCCACAAGGGUGUCGCUUUGUUUUGUGCGACUACCGAUUGAUGCAAGUCUUGCAGUAAGGUACUCGGGCUGCCUAUUACUAUGAUAUGGUUCUCAAAUGGCGUAUAUCGUAUUCAAGCCAAUUCCGAAAUUCCA
Messenger RNA from Sphaerulina musiva SO2202, 1637 nucleotides. Its product is annotated as cysteine dioxygenase type I. The transcript is spliced from 3 exons. Gene Ontology annotation, biological process: L-cysteine catabolic process. The record is from RefSeq and is a predicted model, not a curated record. NCBI's taxonomy places the organism in Eukaryota, Fungi, Ascomycota, Dothideomycetes, Mycosphaerellales, Mycosphaerellaceae. Bases 574 to 1401 code for a protein of 275 amino acids. Gene Ontology annotation, molecular function: ferrous iron binding; cysteine dioxygenase activity.